AUGGCGACUGUCCAUGGCCCAGUGGCUUCGAAGAAGAAGAUCAUGACCUACGGCAAGGCAGCACGCAAACGAGUCCCCGAGCAUGGCUUCACCUCGAAAGCACGCAAGUCCCAGACCCCAGACCGAGAGACGGAGAUCCCACGCAAUGAAGUCACCCGCCGCGCUUCGUCGACCCUCUUGCCACUUCGCACACCCACUCCUCCAAAGGUCAAGCCGGUCCGGCCACGAUCGCGGUCUCGGACGCCAUGUGCUAGACGGCAGGUUGACAUAUUCGAUGCACCCGAGAGCGAUGACGAGGCGCCAGCACCAAAGGCACACAAGACAACUACAAGUACGACCAUGAAACAGAUGCCUGCUCCCUUCCGAUCGCACUCAAGAACACCUUCGACCAUUUCACCUUCCAAUGAUAUUUUCGAUGUGCCAUGUUCAGAAGACGACGCGCCGGUACUGAGGCCUAUUCGAAAGCCCGUCUUGAGAGCAGCUGCUCCACCGACCAUGAAACUCAAGUCAAUUCUACGCUGCUCACCAUCGAAGACCCCCUCCCCACCAGCUCCGGCGAAGGACAUUUACGAGAUUCUCAGCGACAUUGAAGAUGAGGCGCCGAAGCCAGUUCAGAAGAUAGCUAAGGCCAUCAAAAGCAAGGAGCAGAAAGUUUUGUCAGUUCUCUCAAUGUCGGCUCCAGCAGUGACGCCCAAAAAAGAUAUCUUUGACUUCCCAAGCGACGACGAGGGAACGCCCACAACAAAGUCGAUUUUCAAAGUUAGCAAGACAAUCCCACCGAAUGGAGAUGCCAAAUUGAUCCACAAGCCUCCGACGGGAGGGCAAGGCGUCAGAAAGAAGUUAAAGCUGACUCCAGUUGAGCCACAAGUGAAGCGGUUACCAGCCAACAAUCCUCGACCCGUCCCUGGAUCACGAAUCGCCAAGCCCAGACCUCGAAACAUUUCGCCCAAAGGAAACCCCACCAAAUCAGUCGCCAGAACUAAGGUGAAGGUCUCUACCGAGAAGGAAAUUGAAGCGCCGAAGACGCCCAGUAGGCUGAGCCUGACCCUAGAACCUACUACACCUCCGGUGUCUCUGAGUGACGUACACAUGGCAGAUGUGGACCCCAGUGGACGACAUAUUUCCCCGCAUAGUAUGAAAAUGUGGCAGAACUUGUUGGGAUCUGAUGACAAUGGAGAAACCAGUACUGGGGUCGAUGGCGAUACGACUGAGGUGGAUGGUGGUACGAUCGUGACGACCAAGGCUGCGAAAUCAGAAACCAGAAUUCGGAGUCUUUUGUUAAGACCCGCUGGAAUUUCCAAGCCCGGUCGAAGAAAUGCUCCAGAUCCUCCUCGGCGACGAUUGAUUGACUCCCUGGUUGAGCAGGCGGCUGAUUCUUCUGGUGACCACUCUGAUGAUUCUGACGAAAUCUCCGCUUUGGAACUCUCUGGUGACAUGGAUACUGUUAUGCAGGAUGCGUCAAAUAGCCAAAACACCCUGGCGUCAUCUUUUUCUGAAAGCCAACCUUCGCAGACGAUGGGCCCGAAAUUCACCUACGCCAAACAGCGGUCAAUGUUAAACGAGGAGGACCUCAUGGCGCAACUUUCUAUAGAAAUUCCCGCGAUGCCUGCUCAGACGGGAGGAAGAAGAGGCCGUAUGAUAGCUAUCCCAAGCCUCAAGCAACUUUCGAGCUUCAAAGAGGACGAAGAUGAAGACUCAGUAGCUGCGAUUCGGAGUGUGCACGAAUUGAGACAGGCAGGUGCCAACAAUCGUUUCCUUGAUGAAGUUCAAGACUACUUGGAGCGUAUUGGUUCACCGGGAAAGUCCAGCGUUUCGAUGAGAAGAUCUGGAUUGUUGGAUUUGGCCAGUAAGAUGCAGAACAAGAACUUCUUGCGCCAAUUCCGACAACACGGCACUGAGCAAAAGCUGUUCAUGCAUCUCGGUAAGGAAACAGAGAUUGUUUCUGGUUUCCUGAUGGUCACAAUCUUAAUCUCGCUUCUCCUUGAUGGCAACAUGCCUCAUAUUGUGGACCAUCUCCGACGUCAAGGUAUCACUCGAUUACUCAUCCGCCAACUCGAGUGCCAAUCUGGUAUUGUUGCGGUUGCAAAAGCUCGAGAGAGCAACAUGUCGAAGGUUGCUAUCACUUUAGUGUCGGAAUAUCAGGAUUACCUCGUCAAGUUGCCCUCUCCUGCAUGGGAUGAAGUCCAGUUGCAAUCUCUUUCACCACGCACCGCGGCAUUGAGAUGCUUGGAAUUGAUGGUUCGGCAGACACGAGAAGCUGGUAGUAUGAAUGACCUAUUCAGUAAGGAGCUUACGGCAAACCUCUUCGCCAUAGUGAACACCGCCACCGAUCGCUCAUGGAAUCUACCGAAGGAGGAGGCGGCGAUUGACUUUUACUUUGCCCUAUCGGCAUUAGACUUGCACUCAAUCGGCGCCAGAACAGCUUUCGACGAGACGAUCUGGAUCAGAGAGUUCUUGCCCAUUGUUUCCAAGACUCUACGAGCAGGAAUGGCCCGACCGCUCGAAGAAUUUGGAAUUCUGCAAACUCUCAUCCUCAAGUUGACUCUCAACGUCACCAAUAACAACCCUCGAGCUUCCGAUGUCUUCGCACAACCACCACUGAUGGCGGCUAUGGGCCAGGUAGCAGUGACCAGACUCGACCAAAUCUCCCGCUUCAUGAUCGAGGACGAGCUUUCCGUGGCCGUCGACUACUUGGUCCUUGUCUUGGGCGUCAUGAUCAACUUUGCGGAAUGGAGUCCAGCAUGCAGACAAAGUCUCCAGAGCUUGCAGGGCUCUGACGGUGAUCCUCUCGACGCCAUGGUUGCUGCUUUCUCACAUAGCCUGGAGCGCACUUCUCAGGCCGACUCUGUUCACGAGACUCAGAAAAACGUAGCCUUCGGAUACCUUUCCGUCUUGCUCGGCUUCUUCUCUCAGCUACCCGCUCUCUGUGACCGCAUCGCGGCUAAGCAACCCGGAAAAUCCCUCAAGACCGUCAUUGCAGCCAUUGAGGAGUUUGUGGGCCACUUCAAGGUGGUUGAUCUCAUCGCGGUCGAUGAGGAGGGUCAUAAUCCGCAGCAUGGGCUGACGGAGCGGCUGGAAAAGUUGGUUGGGAGUUUGAAGGCAUUGAAAAAGUAA
Molecule: messenger RNA, 3114 nt
Organism: Drepanopeziza brunnea f. sp. 'multigermtubi' MB_m1
Lineage: Eukaryota; Fungi; Ascomycota; Leotiomycetes; Helotiales; Drepanopezizaceae
Source: RefSeq, a predicted model, not a curated record